Rotaria sp. Silwood2 is the source of this 534-nucleotide messenger RNA. The record is from the annotation of a GenBank genome assembly. NCBI's taxonomy places the organism in Eukaryota, Metazoa, Rotifera, Eurotatoria, Philodinida, Philodinidae.
AUGAUAACGAAACGUUAUUUAUGUACGAUUUGUGAUCGUAUAUUAACAACAUCUGUCAUGAGUGAAGGAACUAUACAACAUCGUCCAUCAUCACCCAUGACACCACCUUCUACAGGAAUCCCUUGUCGUUUUUUUUCUCAACAAUGUCAAUUGUAUCCAUGUAAACCAGUCUACCAAUAUACAAGUUUCAUUAAAAAAGAACAUGAUCAAACAUUACGACAACGAAAUCCAUUGAAUGAAAAUUUGGAUAGUAACUCUUUUUCAUCAGAUCUUCAAGAGUUAUUUACAAAUAUACAAGAUAAAACAUAUCAAUCAAAUAGUCGACAAUUAGCAUUAACAAUACAUCAUCAAUAUCAUCUAGCUAAUCGACAUGAUUCUAUAAAACGUUCAAAGACAUCUCUCGAUGAGCAAAGUCGUUUAUUACAUGAACGGUUAACAGAGAAGAAAAAUAUUGGUUAUACGAAAAACACUCAACAUGAUUUAAAACAAGCUAUUCAACGUCAUCUAAGAAUUUCUGCUAAAUUUUGCGCAUAA